Bursaphelenchus okinawaensis is the source of this 950-nucleotide messenger RNA. Lineage: Eukaryota; Metazoa; Nematoda; Chromadorea; Rhabditida; Aphelenchoididae. The record is from the annotation of a GenBank genome assembly.
AUGGAAAUUAACGGUGACCUCUCCACCGUACUGGGGAAUAAUCUGGUCAAGCUGGACGGAAUUCAAAUCCAACAGAUUCGGUAUGGCUUAUUCUUUUAAUUCUAUGUGUAUUUAGACUUAAGCAUAAAAGUAGUACUAUCUACAUAAAUUUCUAUCUUUAGACGACCAGACGUAGCCAAGGCUAUUGAUGCCUUAGGUCGUCUUUCCAUGGAGUGUGUUGGUGCUAAAGAACCGUACACUACCGUGCAAAAACUUCUGCAGAACCUUGAUCAAAGCCUUUACAUCAGCUGGGAGUACGACGCUAACGUAGACAAAAGUUACAUCCUUGGCUAUUUAAAACUAUGCAAAAAACAUUUGUUUUUGUUCGACAAACAGAUGGAAGUAUAUGAAGGCGACCUGCAUGUCAUCAUGGACAUGUACAUUCACACUGCCAAACAACGCCAAGGCCAUGGUAAAGCCUUGUUUCAACAUGUUUUGUCAUCGGAAAGCUUGGAAACACACCUGGUGGCUCUUGACAAUCCCACUGCCGCUUUGUUAAGUUUCUGCCUCAAGGCGUUUGGAAUGGAAAGACCAGUUUGGCAAAACACCAAUAUUGUGGUGUUCCAGAAGCUGUUUGACAGUUUAAUGCGGAACGGUAGGUUUUUAAAAAUAUUUUUUAUUUUACUGUGACUUACACCUUCUUUCUAUACAUUAGUCUACAAGAAAAUUUUUUAGAUGAAUACACACCAGAAGGCUGGCGUCGGCCACAAGCUCCUCGCAAUCUGGCCGGUCAAAACGACGUUUCCUUACGAUACUUGGAUUCGGCCGCUCCAGGGCAUCCGUCUAAAAAUCGAAUCAGUCGUGACUCGUCGGUUAGCUCCAGUGUAGAUCCUGAUGAAACUAUGUCACAACGUGCGAUUCAAGCCCGCAACCGCAAACAACAGUUGCUUAGCAGUAAGCCGCUUUGGUAA